Molecule: messenger RNA, 2700 nt
Organism: Aspergillus novofumigatus IBT 16806
Lineage: Eukaryota; Fungi; Ascomycota; Eurotiomycetes; Eurotiales; Aspergillaceae
Exons: 5
Coding region: 1-2700 (899 amino acids)
Source: RefSeq, a predicted model, not a curated record
AUGCCAAUUAAGCUCCCCAAGGGCUUUACCCGGCGAAAGUCGUCUGGAAAUGCUCUUGAGGAGGUGGAGAAUCCUCCUCCUCAGCCGUCCUUUCGAGUUUUUGAACGCCCGUCUGCGGACCGAAAAUCCUUGAGUGAAGGGAAUAUUUUCUCAAAAAGAUCAAAUGGUGGCCAAGUUCUGUACACUCCCACAGAAGAGGACGACAAUAUUUUCGCUGGAUCCGAGAAUUUACCACCAAAGCAUCGGAUCAUCAGAAAGUUCUUCAUCUAUCCGAUUCAGCUCAUCAUCGGCGCCGCGCUCUUUGACAGCCAUACCAAUUCAAUCCGACGCCCAAUCACCGCACUCUCGAAACCUCCACGACAUACCUAUUCCCCCUAUACCUGGUGCGCUACGCGCAGCGGCUGGCAGAACCUUCUCUUUUGGGGGAAGACUCUCAAAGGCCUCGCCUUCAAUCCCCCCGCUCGACAGUCCACCCCUGGCCCAUCCAGGAACAGGACGAUGACGUCCAGUACAGCCAGCACUGCAACACCACCAAAGCUGUUAGACGAUCUGGAUGUUGGUCAGCUUGGAGAUGAAUUUAAAAGUAUGUUUGAUGACCUCGGGAAGCGGGAUAGCGCACACAUUUCCGAGUCCACUUCUCCCGGGAAGUCGUUAGACAUGUCACCAUCUGCGCACCCCUCAUCCACGGCUUACCGGAAGGAAGAAAAAGUAUCGCGUCCGGCCCCUAUCAAUACGAAUGUGUCCAAGGAAAUAGAACCUUCCCCUUACUCCUGGGACAGUCGGCACUCCGGAGAGGGCCUUCUCAACGCUAUGCAGUCCCCCGCGGAGGACUCCCCGAUCAGUCAGCCAGGUGUGCCAGAAGGGCGGCGUAAAUCUCUUCCCUUGGCAACUGCUACGACUUCCCACCGGUCUCUGAUCAAGCCUCAGACGGGAGGAGACAGAGGACUGAGGAGAAGCGUCGUCUACUCGAUGAAACGGGGUUCUACGCCUAUCGAAGAUGAAGACGCUAAAUUAAUAAUGGACUCCCUUCAUUCAAGUAAAGUCUCCCAGCCCUUCAAAGUCACCCGCAGAAAUACGACGUCAAUCGCCUCCAGGGGGGAGAGCCAACUAGACCCUUCCAUUGCGGCGCACGCGCUACUGGCUGCCCAGUACGAGCAAAGCCAGCCGAAGCCCGGCGCAUCGACGAAUAAAGUCAUGACGCCUUCGCAAUUUGAGCAUUAUCGGCAGCAGCAAGAACUCAGGAGGUCGAACAGUGAUGCUUCCAGGAGUGAAGCCUCGGCUGAGAGUGACUUCGAUGAAGACGACGAGGUAGAGAAGAACCGGGAAGCUGAAAGGCAGCGACGGAAGCAGGAAGCUCAUCUAUCUGUAUAUAGACAGCAGAUGAUGAAAGUCACAGGCCAACAGUCUCCCGCACCACCGUCCCUUCGACCGGAACUUGACCACGCCAGCAAUAGUACGCCGAACCUGACGAUCAAUGCACCAAAUUCUGGCAACAGAUCGGGCAGCGGGAAGAGCAGCGAGGGUGAUGAGGACGAGGACAUCCCGCUAGGGAUCCUUGCUGCACAUGGCUUUCCACAUAGAAACCGCCCCCCAAGUCGCUUGGCACCUUCAAGUUCCAUUCCAAAUCUUCGGGCGUCGUUCCAGCAGCCCUAUCUUACCUGUCUUUGCUCGAAACCUCCCUCGGGAUCCGUACUACGGGGCAAGCUUAGUCAAUCCCCCAAACAGAGAGUCCUUGGCUUUUGGAGGGGGUGCGUCGGUGCAUGGGGGCCCUCUGCUUCGGCUGCAUUGCCUCCGGGUGGCUUGGUGGGCGUCAUCGCUACGGAAGAGCGAGCAAGAGCAUUGAGACGAGGGAGUCCCAAUACUCAAGCCGUUUAUGAGUUCCAGAACGGACUGGGAGCAUCAGGGGCACCCACCCCAUCGGGCGGCGUCCCAAGACCUUACACGAUGAUGGGUAUGAAUUCCCCUAACCUUCAGGCGGGAGUCUCUGCUACAGAACAGGCGCAGAUACAAUUGUCACAACAGAUGUCCCAAAUGAUGCAGGUGCAGAUGCAAUGGAUGCAGCAAAUGAUUUCCAUGCAAGGAGGGCAGACUCCGCCGCCGCAACCACUGAUGUCACCCGCGGGUUUUCCGCCAUCGUUGUCUGCCAAUGCGAAUUUGAGGCCUGCUUCCAUGCCUACAGCAGGACCGUUCAGUCCGGCUCCUCCUACCUUCAAUGACCAAAGAACUCUAAGUAUGCUGGACCCGAAUGUCUCUCGUCUCAAUGGCCCGGCGAUACCCUACCUUCCUGCUGGCAACCGACCGGGCACACCGCUAGGCCAAGGUUAUGCACCGUCUAUUGCGCCAUCAGAACGUAGCAAUGUCGGCAUGGCACCUCGGUAUCGGCCUGUAUCGACGUUGCAACCCGACCACGGAUCUGCGGCCUAUCCCUCGAUGGCCAGACAAUGGAAUGACGAAAACCAGAGAACAGCUUCCCCAGCAGGACCGCUCGCGAUGAAAAGUCCGUCGAUGCCAAGUGUGACCGUCCGUCCCGUCUCUACCGACGGAAGACCGCAAAAUGAAAGUAAGAACGCUGUGCUAGACGACGAGGAUGAAGAUGAAGGGUGGGCCGAAUUGUUGAAGAAACGCGAAAAGAAGAAAAGCAGUUGGAGAAUUAAGAAAGAAACGUCCAGUCACGGAGACUUACUGAAUGUGGUGCAUUGA